AUGGUUGAUCCCAUAUCUAUCAUUGGCCUAGUGGGUCAAAUUUCAGAUUUAAUUCAACGAGCCUACAACUACGGCAAAGCAGUCCACGAUGCUCAUAGUGACAUGCGCAAGCUCUACACAGAGCUUCUCGGUCUCAAAGGUGUCUUGGAGCAGCUGGAGAAACUAGACAUCGCUUCAGCAGAACCACAUAUAGCCGAUUUAAUACGCUCGAAAGAGUUUCGCAAGACUCUAUCUUCGACUUCGGAGCUUGUAGGUCGUCUUGUUGAGAAUUUGAAUAAAAAGCAGACUUCAUCUCGUAGGGUUAAUGCAUUCUUGUGGCCGUGGGUGAAAGAUGAUGUGAAAGCGGAUAUUCGGGAUCUCGAACGUGUGAAGACUUGGUUUAUUGUGAUGAUGAUGGCUGAGAACUCGACGCAAAUGGAAGUCUUGCUGAUUGAGUCGCAUGAGAUUUUAAAUAUUGCUAGAGAAGGUCAAGAGAAGGGGAAGCUUAAAGAUGAAGAAGAAAAGAGAGAAAAGAUAAGGGAAUGGAUACAACCCUUCAGUCCUAAACAGCUACACGCUAAAGCAAUCAAAAAGAGGAUGGAAUCUACAGGGUCAUGGUUCUUGGACGGUGACUUCAAAGUUUGGAUGAACGGCGGUGAAGGCUCCCCAAGAAUCCUCUGGCUUCGCGGCAAAUCUGGUUCCGGAAAAACAACAUUGCAUGCUGCUGCAGUCGAACAACUCAAGUCAUAUCAGCAAGAAGACCCCAAAAUCGGCCAAGCUUACUUUUACUGCUCCUUUGAUGACAGGGAGUCUCAGCAGCCCCUCAACAUCCUGGGGUCAAUUCUUCAUCAACUCUCAGAACAGCAUCCCGAAGCCCUCGAAGGCAUCGACCAGUUGCGCAAGUCAGGUGAGGUCUUGGGUGAGAAUUCUAUACUCAAGUUAACCUCGCAAUACGUGUCGAACUUUGACAAAUUCCACAUUUCAAUUGAUGCUAUCAACGAGAGUUUCAGCUGUAUCGAGGUGUUUGAGAUGCUUCUACAACUUGUUACCGAGAACUCCAACGUGCGACUGUUUGUGACAGCUAUAUCGAGCUGUUCACAUUGGCUAGAAGAUCUGCAACUGGAAGAACCACCAGAGAUGAUCGAGGUAGAUAUGGGUACAGAAGACGUUGAUAGAGAUAUCGACUUCUACAUCACCACGAGAAUAAGCGGAGAGCGUCUCCUCAGACGACUCAGCAAUGAGACAAAACUAGAGUUGCGUGAGAAAGUACUUGGUAACGCGAAAGGAAUGUUUCGGUACGCCCAGUGCCAACUCGAUUCCCUCAGCACUCUCAGAACAGCCAAAAUGGUUUUCAACGCCCUAUAUGAUCUCCCAAAGGAUAUUUACGAAGUAUACGAAAAGAUUCUGCUUACUAUCCCCGAAGCAGAUAGACUUCUCGCUAGAGAAUCGCUAUUCUUCCUCUCCGUAGCGCUGCGACCACUUACGAUACAAGAACUGGCAGAAGCUGCAGUUCUAGACGAUUAUGAAGCACGUAUCGACGAGGAGUGCAGACUGCCCGAGCCCAUGGUGUUGCUGGAGAUAUGCCAAGGCCUUGUGGAUUACGACGCAGCAACAAGCGUGGUUAGGUUAGCCCACUCAUCGGUUCGGGCGUAUAUCACCUCCAGCCACACGAACGAAGGAGACGUUGCCUGGUUCAGCUACAAUAUCCCAGGAAUACACGCCGACAUCGCCAAUAAGUGCUUAUUGUAUCUACUUCUUGAGAGCUUUCAAGACGGUUGCUGCACCAACGAAGAGCUUGAGAAGAAGUAUCGGGAGUACCCUCUUCUUCGCUACGCUUCUCGAUAUUGGCCCCUUCACGCCAGACUAUCUGACAACUACGGACGCCAGGAGGACUCUGCUAUGACAUUUUGUCUGAGUUCUAAGAAGGCUGGUAGGGGCAACUUUAGCUUCUGGGUUCAGUGCCUAAUGCCCGAUGCAUCGAGAGAGGCUAUCAUGGCAAGCGAGCCUCUCUACUACGCUUCUUCUUUUGGUCUUGCGGGCCUUGUCAAAAGUCUUUUGACGUCUCAAGGUGUGGAUGUUGAUGCGCGGGGUGGUCGAUUCAGAUCCAGUGCGUUGCAUGUAGCAUGUUACAGAGGGCACGUUGAAAUAGCUCGUCAGCUGCUCGAAUGCGGCGCAGAUAUCAACCUCCUUGACAGUGAUGGCCGCACCGCAUUGUUCUGGGCAAAGAGACUAGGACGGAAGGAAAUCGUUGAUCUUUUGGAGGAUCCCAAAUAUGCACAAACGAAAAGUCGCAGUCUCGUGACACUCUCGGAGGAUAUCGACUACCCGAUGUGGUUCUGCUGUGCUUGCAAUGGCGGACCCCAACGGGGGAGAUUCAAUCACUGCCGGGGCUGUCGUAGUCAUGAAAGGUGCGAGAAGUGCAUCAAACUAGCUGGCUUGAUGGAUGUUGAAAACGUUCCUGAGUCGCAAAGUCGCUGGGUAUGCUGUAAUUGUGAGGCGGGACCUACAAAGGUUGAAACGAAGGAAUGUCGGGAUUGUGAACAUGAGAAGUGUCGUAGGUGUUGGGUUUUUAACGCUUUCAUUUGA
This is a messenger RNA of Fusarium oxysporum Fo47, 2565 nucleotides long. RefSeq names its product ankyrin repeat domain-containing protein. The record is from RefSeq and is a predicted model, not a curated record. Bases 1 to 2565 code for a protein of 854 amino acids. The transcript is spliced from 6 exons. Lineage: Eukaryota; Fungi; Ascomycota; Sordariomycetes; Hypocreales; Nectriaceae. Gene Ontology annotation, molecular function: protein binding.